Molecule: messenger RNA, 1797 nt
Organism: Aspergillus ruber CBS 135680
Lineage: Eukaryota; Fungi; Ascomycota; Eurotiomycetes; Eurotiales; Aspergillaceae
Product: 3-hydroxyacyl-CoA dehyrogenase
Exons: 2
Coding region: 1-1797 (598 amino acids)
Biological process (GO): fatty acid metabolic process
Molecular function (GO): NAD+ binding; oxidoreductase activity, acting on the CH-OH group of donors, NAD or NADP as acceptor
Source: RefSeq, a predicted model, not a curated record
AUGACUACCCCAUCCAAAGAACGACCAAUUAUCCUCCUCGGUGCCGGGGUGCUAGGCCGUCGCAUCGCCGCCGUCUUCCUCGCCGGUGGGUACAACGUGCACAUCCGGGAUCCUAGCAAGCAAGCUCUAUCCGACGCGGAAUCCUUUAUCCACACGCAACUAUCCUCGUUCGCAGCCAUCCUCCCACAAAAAGGAAAGACCUCGCCAGGUUCGUUGCAAACAUUUACGGAGAUAGCACCCGCAGUGCAGAAUGCCUGGCUCGUGGUGGAAGCCGUGCCGGAGAAGCUGGAGUUGAAACAGACGACAUUUGCAGAGGUAGCUGCAUCUGCACCAGCAGAUUGCGUCCUCGCGUCAAAUAGUAGCUCGUUCAAGUCCAGGUUUAUGGUGGAAGAAUUGGAGAAAGAAAGGCGCGCAAUGGCGUUGAACAUGCACUUUACUAUGCCGCCGGCGAUUCGGACGGUUGAGUUGAUGACAGAUGGUGAGACGAAGGAGGAAUUGUUUGGGAUCCUGAGUGAGGUUUUGAGAGAUUGUGGGAUGGUGCCUGUUACAGCUAGAAGGGAGUCUACUGGGUUCGUCUUUAACCGUCUUUGGGCUGCUGUGAAACGAGAGAUCCUCAUUAUUCUCGCUGAGGAUGUUAGUACACCGGAGGAGAUUGACCUUUUGUGGGAGAAUAUGUUCCAGUUGCCCACGAGUGAGCCGCCAUGUCGGUUGAUGGAUCAGAUUGGGCUCGAUACGGUUGCUUUUAUCGAAGACAACUACAUCCAGGAACGAGGUCUCGAGGGCAAACAAACCGUCAACUGGCUACGUGAGAACUAUAUCCAACAAGGAAAACUGGGUCUCAAGAGCGAGAGUGGCGGGUUAUACUCAGCAGGCGAAAAGAACAAGAAAUCAGAAACAAUAUAUCUUUUGGAUGCCGGCUUAGGCGCAAACAAUCCCGAUAUCAGCACCAUCCCAACUGCCGGCCGGGUCCUCAAGUUCACUCCAUCCUCCAAUUCUGUCGAGACGUUGGUCAGCGGCCAGUCCCUACCGGAUGGUAUCGACAUCUCGCAGCACUCAUCACGCAUGUUCUGGUCAAACAUGGGCCGCGCCACAUCUGAGCAUGACGGCUCGGUGCACUCCGCCACUCUUGACGGCUCUGACAUCCAAACAAUUAUUCCCUCUGGUGCUGUGCAUACUCCGAAGCAGUUGGUUGUUGAUGAUGCCAAGCAGCGCGUGUACUUCUGUGAUCGCGAGGGCAUGGGUGUGCACCGGUGCAACUACGACGGCAGUGACCACCGCAUCCUCGUGCAGACGGGUCUGCUAUCAGACCCCAAUGAGAAGGGUGACAUGACCCGGUGGUGCGUGGGUAUCACCGUCGACCCGACCCGCGGGUAUAUCUACUGGACGCAAAAGGGUCCCAGCAAAUCCGGAAAAGGCCGGAUCUUCCGCGCAAAUAUGGACAUCCCUGACGGUCAGACGGCGGCAAAUCGGUCUGAUAUCGAGCUACUCCUGGAAAACCUGCCUGAACCCAUUGACCUUGAGCUGGACCAGGAGAACCAGGUACUGUACUGGACUGAUCGGGGCGAGCAUCCAAUCGGAUGUUCUUUGAACCGUAUUAGCGUUGCUAGUGAUAAGGUUAGUCCAGAAAGCAAGACAAUCCUAGCACGUCAAUUUCAUGAGCCUAUCGGAUUGAAAUUGAAUGAGAAGAAAGAAAUUAUCGUGGCAGAUCUGGGAGGAAGUGUAUACCGUGUUGGCCAGGGGAAGACUGUCAUUAUGCACGACCAAGGAAGCUAUACCGGAGUUGGCCUUUGCUCAUAG